GAUAUAAUGAAAGUGAAGUGAGUUUUGUGCGGGGAGCGAGAAGCGAGAAGGGAGUGAGGUUUGGAGAAGAGAGAGAUGGGAAAGGAGAAGAAGAGGUAUCUUCUGAAAACGGAACCGUCGGAGUGGUCGUGGGAGGACCAGGCAGCAAACGGAGGCAUAAGCAAAUGGGAUGGGGUGAAGAACAAGCAGGCCCAGAAAUACCUCAAGUCCAUGUCCAUCAACGACCUCUGCUUCUUCUACCACUCCGGCCCCAAGGCCCGCCGUAUCGUCGGCGUUGUUUCCGUCGUCCGCGAGUGGUACGGCGAUGCUGUCGACGUCAAGGCUGUCGGGGAGAUGAGGAGGCCCGUCGACUUAAAGGAGAUGAAACAUUUCAAGGAUUUCGCUCUCUUGAGGCAACCUAGGCUCUCUGUUGUCCCUGUUCCCGAUCACAUUUGGAACCAAAUCUGUCAUUUGGGAGGUGGCUACCAAGGCGACCAUGCUUCCUAAUGUAAAUACUUUAACUACUCCUUUCUGUUCUCUUUUCCGUUGAAUUAAAUGUCUUCCUUUUACCUUUACCUUUGCCCUGCUUAUGCUUGUAUAUUUCUCGUUCAUUUC
Molecule: messenger RNA, 594 nt
Organism: Glycine soja
Lineage: Eukaryota; Viridiplantae; Streptophyta; Magnoliopsida; Fabales; Fabaceae
Product: thymocyte nuclear protein 1
Exons: 1
Coding region: 76-486 (136 amino acids)
Cellular component (GO): nucleus
Source: RefSeq, a predicted model, not a curated record